AUGUGUGCGCCUCAAUACAACACGUGCGAGUUAAGUGAUCGAGUAUUGGUGUUUGAUAUCAUGUCAGAUGACUGGGAAACGGCGACCAUUCUCAACAGUGUUACAGCCACUGAAGCUGACGAUGAAAUGCCUGCUAGUGUCUCACUAGAAAACUCAAGCAUCAAGCGAAGUUUGGAAGAGACGGAGGAACCACAACUGAAGAGGAUUAAGACAAGUACAGAAAAGCAAGACAUGAAAUCUUUCGAAAUGACGGCGCAAUAUGAAUCCGGAAAUCAAAACGAAAGCGGAAACUUUCAAGAAUGCGAACAGGCAGAAAAUGAGAUUCAAGAAUUAGCCUGCGAACAGGCAGAAAAUAAACAGAUUGGAAGCCCAUCCUCGCAGGAACUCCCAGGUGAAAAAUCCGCAUCACCAUAUCCACCAUCAAGCAUUCAGAGGCGCGACCCACUACGGCAGCACAAGAUCUACAUACACAGUCUCUGGCUUUCCGUACAAAGUACAUAUUUUCGAUCACUUCUACACUCGAGUGGCAUGAAAGAAACACAUGAUGCAGAAGUUCAUAUCAAAAUCCCAGAAUCAGAAGAAAAUGCACAUUUAAACCUUCUUGAGGCUAUGUACCAUGGUGAUAUAUUGAACGAUAAAACUGUGGACGAACUGCUCGCUGUUUUAGAGUUGGCUGAUAAAUAUGAUGUAAAGUUUGUAUUUAAAAUAUGCAAAUAUAUCCUGCAAAAGAAUGCUACUACAUUUGGAAUCAGCACAAAAAUAAUGCAUGUGAUUAAAGUGAAACAUAAUAUGAACGAUGUUGAAGAUUUGGCCGAAACUUUACAGCUGGUCCUUGCCAGGGCGUUUAGUCCUUUAGAUCAAAACUGGCAGUCUAAGAAAUUUGCUAAUCUUUCAGAACCUUCUCUGAAGUAUUUACUUAGCAGUAAUGAUUUGAUUGUCGUAUCAGAGAAUACCGUGUUUCAUGCUUUGAUGCACUGGAUAGAACAAAAUGCAGUAGAUCCUGGUAGUUUGGAAGAGACCAAUGAUCUCCUGUCUGUUGUACGGUUCAAGUUAAUUACAAUUGACUAUCUUUACAACGUGAUUAAGAACCAUCCAAUUGCAACAAAAAUGCCACAAUUCAACCAGCUGUUUCUAGAUGGAAUGAUUUAUCAUGCAAUACCUUCAGAGCAAAAGAAGAUGUUGAGAGAACAGCCUGUACAACGAAAGAAAUCUGAAGGAAAAGUGUUUGUGCACACUUAUUUAUUAAAUAAAGAACGUUUUUAUGGUCUAAAUGAAAAAUUAGUCGCCAAUCUCCAUCUUGAAGCAUUUUGGGCAUGUGGAUACAAGAUGAGUAUAAUUCUAAUUAAAGCCGAGAAUAAUCGUUAUUAUUAUCCACACCUCACUAUUCACAACUUGAACCUAGAAAGUUUAAUUCCUCUAAAAUGUUUAGUUGUGGAAACUAAGACCUCGUCCAGUAAUUUACAGGAAGAAACUUUCACAUUAUUCUCUUGCCGAAAAAAAUUUACGCUGCCGAUUUCACCAAAAGAUUUUAAUACACUUCAAACAUGCACGUUACAUGUAGCAGUAGCACCAUUGUAA
Messenger RNA from Paramuricea clavata, 1578 nucleotides. NCBI's taxonomy places the organism in Eukaryota, Metazoa, Cnidaria, Anthozoa, Malacalcyonacea, Plexauridae. The record is from the annotation of a GenBank genome assembly.